Messenger RNA from Pelobates cultripes (western spadefoot toad), 468 nucleotides. Lineage: Eukaryota; Metazoa; Chordata; Amphibia; Anura; Pelobatidae. The record is from the annotation of a GenBank genome assembly.
AUGGCGGAUACCCCUGGCCCAAUAACACGUGGUCUGAAAAUGCCACGGCUUGAACCAGCUGAACCAAGCAUGGGAUGGACGGUUACCCUGGAAGCCAUAAUAGACAGCAGUAAAGCAACGAAAACUGCAGAGGCAAUGUUAUCAGCUGAGGAGGCGAGCUGCGGACGGACGUCUUGCACAAAGCUGCCGAGGAGUGCCGUGUACCAACACACGAAUGCCAGUCCUACACCGCACAACCAAACCACUGCAGGGCCAACAUCUGUGCCGCUUACAGCUGGUCAUCUCCUCACCAAGCGACAAUAUCGCUCCCUGGCAAGCCACCCCCAAACUGGACAACUCUAUAUACCCGGUGGGCAUCGGCUAAACUGGGCUAACCCGAGUGGCGUGUGGUGCAGGGGUCCUGUACCUACAACCUACACCAUGCAAGACAUUGCAAUCGCUGGCAGACACCCAAGGCUCCGAUGUUAA